Prorocentrum cordatum is the source of this 917-nucleotide messenger RNA. The record is from the annotation of a GenBank genome assembly. Lineage: Eukaryota; Dinophyceae; Prorocentrales; Prorocentraceae.
GGCAGCUGUGGCCCGUCGUGCGCGCGCUGGCCCCCAACAAGCAACACUACAGGCGGCGGCUGUGGCAGGAGCUGUGGGGCCCUGACGCUGCCCCUGGCGCGCCCUUCGCCGAGGCAUGCCCGAAUGCCGUGCUCGGCGACGGGUGGGUGGCGCUGGCGCCAGACGCCUUCGAGGCAUCGAUGCGCAAAGCAGGGGUUCCCGACGACGAGUCCUGCGUCAAGCACAUCCUCGAGAAGCACAGCGGCGAGGCGCGGCGCUGGGGGGGGCGCGGGUGGAGGGGCGUGCCUUCUGAAUUCGUGGGCAAUCUCUGCCGCGUCAGGUUCUGGCAUCACCAGUGCGCCACGAGCGAAAAGGCGCGUGAUUACCUGGCCUGGAAGAACGCUGGCAGGGAUACGGACUUCCUGCCUCUGGCGGAGAUGAAGUGGAUCCUGGGCGUGGAUGGUGGCGAGACCGCGCAUCUGAAGUGCGUCGAAGACGACUCUGCCUCUGGCGAGACGUGGUACAUCAGGACAGAACAGCUCGUGACGCUGGCGGAGAUGUUCAGCUACGGGCGCCGCCUUUGCUCGUGCCACUUCCUGUGCACGUUGUACCUCCGACAACCGACAUUCGCGACGAGGAAGGAGCACAGCGAGUCGCAGACGGCGGGGGGGCACGCUUGCCUGCGCGCGGGCAAGGGCGGCGGCGAGUUCGAUCCGUCGCGGAUUUCCCGCAACAAGUUGUGGUGGCGCGACGAGCGCGCGUUCGAGACGUUCAACGAGCUUUUGGCGCCUGCGGGGCUGAAGGAUUUCCUCGACAGACACUCCGACGAAUUCGCCUGGCGCGAGAAGGCCGACAACAAAGGCAUGCUCAUCGCAUGGGCGAACUGGGCGCGGCAGGAGGAGCGCGUCCCGCCAUGGGCGCGCCCCGCCAUGGGCGAA